GAAAGUUGUCAUAAUCAUACAUAUACCUUUCCUGAAUUUAAAGAUUUAUACUUUAAAAAUUUAAUAUUACUAGGGUUCGAAAAUUUUUUAAUAGAUCAAGACAUAUCAUUACAUUUUAAUAAGGAUAUAUUUGAUAACACAAAUCUACCUGCCCUAAGAGUUAUUAUAUAUUUUCUUUUAAGCAAAUAUGAUACGCACGAAUUACAUAAGAGAUUUAAGCAAAUCUUGCUGGCCAAUUUAUGAUAAAAGACAAGAACGAGAUUUUAACACAAUUGCUAAAAAUUGGAUUAUAACUAUUAACCAGAAUGAACCAAAUGCAUUACUUGGACAUAUAUUUACCUCAAUAUUGGUGUGUCCAUUUCAUUCUAAAUUAUAUAAAUUUUUAGCCAAAUUUUCACGAUUUAUUAUAUGUCACUUAUUGAAUAAAAAACAUGUAACAACAUCUUAUUUUGUUGAACAUAUUUGUGACUAUAAUGACCUAACUCAAAAUAUUAUUGAUGAAAACAAUUGUAUAGAUGAUGAUUAUAACGAAUUUAAAUUAUAUUAUUUUCAAAUAAAGAGCAACUUAAAAGAUGAUCAUUUGAAAAUUAUCAAUAAACUUAUGAAUAAUUAUGAAAACAAUAAAAAUGACUCUAAUAAUAUUAUUAUUUAUGAAAAGAAAUUGAGAGAAAAAUUUGCCUAUGAAAAAAAAUUGCAAAAGAAAUAUUUGGAAGGUUUUGAAAAGUUUUCCAUUUUGAAUCAAAAGUUACAUUGUGUUAAUGAAUUUCAGAUGUUGGGAAAAUUUUCAAAUGAUUCAUAUAAAUCUAAUAUUCUUGAUGGCCAAGCAUUUUCAUAUUAUAAAAUGAAUUUAUCAAUUGGAGAAUUUUAUACAAAUGAGGAUGAUUCAAAUAGAGCUAAACACAAUUAUAUGACCAACUCAACAACAUCUUUGGAUUUGAUCAAAAUUUACAAGAUACUUUUGCAGUCCCUACAAUUAUUAAUCAAAAAAAUUGAAAUUAUGAAAGAACAUGAUGCGUUUUCAGAAGACCAUUUUUUUAAAUCGGAAAAGCUAUCAAUAAGAUUAAAGAAUUACCAAGCUGCAAUCGUUCGUAACGUACAUGAAGCUAGGUCUAAACAUGAUACUCAACAGAAUAAGUUAUUAUCUCUACAAUCAAAAGCGAAUUCUUUCACAGAAAAUUUAACAAUCUUGAUAAAUGAAGAAUAUGAUAAAAUUCGUUUAGAUGAGUUCGCGGAAAUCUUCACGAGGCAUCCAUUUAAUCCCUAUGUGAUACUCGAUGAAAUCGAAUCUUUACCAGAUAUAUCAAGCAAUUCAAAUUUUUUACUCAAUAUCAAUACUAUUUUUAUGCCAGGCGAAAACGGUGUUAAAAUGGAUGUUAACACUAAAAAAUCCAAAAAGUUUAUCGAUCAUACCACGUCGACUCGUAUCUCUGUUAAAGAAAAACUAUAUGAUAAGAAAGAAAUUAAUGAUAAAAAAGUUGAUUUGAUUCAUAAUCAUGACUCUGAAAAGGAUCUCAAUAUAAUGUUAAGCGAAAUUUUGGAAGGCAAUGUUAAUAAUAUCACCAAAACAAACGGCAAUAAAAUUUAUGUUAAAAAUUUUUAUCCAAACAUUUCCAAUGCUGUUUCUUUAACAAGCGAUGAUACUUCAAUAAAAAAGAACGAUAAUGCUUAUAUUAAACAGCCAAAUAUUAUUGGUAAUAAUAACCAUAUUAAGUAUUUUAUACCUACAAGCAAAUGUAAGAUCAAAAAUUCAUAUUAUCAAUCCAAAAAAAUAAUCUCAAAUAAGGAAAGUAUCAAUGCCACUAAUGUAUCUGGUGAACCUAUAACCUCUAAUAACAAAAUCAAUGAGAUAUAUGCUGAACAUAUUGGCCAUAAUGUUAUAAAGAGUGAUUACGAUAUAUCCAAUAGCCCAAUUCUAGAAUCGGAAGAAUUGUGCAAUAUCACUAUGCCUACUUUUUUAUGUGAUGAUUAAUUACAAU
Gordionus sp. m RMFG-2023 is the source of this 1976-nucleotide messenger RNA. RefSeq names its product protein PFC0760c-like. The coding region runs from base 188 to 1969 and encodes 593 amino acids. The transcript has 10 exons. The record is from RefSeq and is a predicted model, not a curated record. Lineage: Eukaryota; Metazoa; Nematomorpha; Gordioida; Chordodea; Parachordodidae.